GGUGACAGACAGGUGUGCCUCCGCCGAGGAGAAGAGGUGAUUUUAAAAAUGCUUAAAUGUUGUCAACGAACCUUUUAUAGGAACUAAAUGAAAUCCAGACUUCCUUUGACUUUUUCUGGGUCAUUUAUGUUUUCCCGUGAGAGUCCAAACGAACCGCGGAACAGAACCGAACCUCCGGCAGAGAGUUAAAUCUUUAUUUUUGAACUAUCCGACUUGAAGCUGACAUGGAGGCUGCAGAGGGUCAGCGGGGGCGAGACGGAGGCAGCCAGAGACGAUCCCCCUUCGACGUCAUCAUGAGUCAGAUCCGCAGGAAGCGCUCAGCAUCAGACAGGAAGCCACUGGGCCGCUUCCUGUCGCGAACCUCAGAGCGGACGGCGAUCCCUGAGGACGCAGAGUCCGAGAACAGAGGACAGAGUCCAGGCGCUGCGGCGCCGGUGGAGAGCCUGCGUGAUGCCGGCUGGGGAAGAGUGUGUGUUUUCCUGCAGAAGAUGGGGAAGAAAGCGGACAGCAGCAGUCUGAGUCUGGCUCACUGCGAUCUGACGGCUACAGACCUGCUGGAGCUCGCAUCGCUGCUCCAGUUCCUCCCUCAGCUGGAGGAGAUGGACGUCUCUUGGAACGAGCUGAUUGGUGGCAGUCUGACAGCGUUGACCUCUCACCUCCAACAUGUGGGUGGGAUCAGGACGCUGAAGCUCUGCAGCUGCAGGCUGAACGCGGACGAUGUCGCCGCUCUGGGUGAAGCCCUCCCUUCUCUUCCUGGGUUGGAGAUCCUCGAUCUGUCCUGGAACAGCAGCGUUGGCGGCGCUUUGCAAAGCCUGCUGGGUAAACUUCAGCCAUCAGUGAGGGAGCUCCACCUGGUGGCCUGUGAGCUCACUGCAGCGGACGCUGCUGCUCUGGGAGGCCUGGUGGCCGUUCUGCCUAAACUCUGUGUGUUGGACGUUUCCUGUAACCCUCGGCUCACACAGGAAGUGGACGCUGGCGGCUUCGGGCAGCUGGCCGCCUCCCUGUCCCACGCCGUCUCCCUGACCGUGCUGCGGCUGCAGGCCUGCGGGUUGAGACCCGACAACCUUGAGGCUCUCGGUGCUUCCCUGCGCUGCCUGCCCUCGGUGCGCCACCUGGACCUGUCCUGUAACAGAAGUCUAACUGGAGGACUGAGUCGACUCUCCUCUCACCUGCCUCACAUGGCUCACCUGGAGAGCCUGGACCUCCACCUGUGCCGCCUCAAACGCGCCGACCUGGAGGUUCUGAUCCAGGUGCUGCCUUCCCUGACGGCGCUGACGGCGCUCGACGUUUCGUCCAAUAAGGAGGCGGGAGGCGCGGUCCACCAGCUGGUGUCGGUGCUGCCGCUGACUCAGAUGAGGAGGCUGCCGAUGAGCAGCUGCAGGCUGACGGAGGAGUCCUUCACCGCCCUGGCUCUGGUGGCGCCGUACCUGCGCAGCCUGGAUGUUUCCUGGUGUAAGGUGGUGGGCGGUCGCCUGCCGCUGCUGAUGGACGCGCUGCAGCCGUCCGUGGUCCUGGAGCUCCGCCUCAGCAGCUGCGGCCUCACCACCGACGACCUGGGUCACCUAGCUGACGUGUGCAGACGCGGCUGCGUGUCCUCCCUCCGGGUCCUGGACUUGUCCUACAACGACUCGGUCGGGGACGCCGGCUGGGCGGCGCUGUUUGCGGCGGGCGGCCUGGGCUCGCUGGAGGAGGCCGACCUCAGCCUCCGACCUUUGACCUCGGCUCCCUGCUCGGCCUGGCUGCCCUCGCUGCUCGGGGCUCUGCCUCGGAUGCCGGCGCUGGUCCGGCUGGCCAUGCAGCGCUGGAGCGCCGGGCCGCAGGAGGAGCAGCAGCUGCGGUUCAGCAUGAAGAACCGGAACAUCCGGCUGGACUGGGAUCCGGACGGUUCGGACUGGAAGACCAGCAGCCAGGAGGAUAGUCAGGCUGAGGAGUAGGGAGGAGAUCAAGGGUCACUUGGAUUUCAACAGAUCAGAAACAAACAAUGAAAUUUCUCCCAUACCUGAUUCCUGAGGUCCAAACAUUUCAGUUUCUGACUGUUGGAGGCUUAAAAUCCACAAUUAUUCUCACAUGUUGCACAAGACAAUAAAUUCACAAUUAUUUAA
Molecule: messenger RNA, 2102 nt
Organism: Xiphophorus maculatus (southern platyfish)
Lineage: Eukaryota; Metazoa; Chordata; Actinopteri; Cyprinodontiformes; Poeciliidae
Gene: lrrc31
Product: leucine rich repeat containing 31
Exons: 10
Coding region: 225-1934 (569 amino acids)
Molecular function (GO): protein binding
Source: RefSeq, a predicted model, not a curated record